AUAGUGAAAUAGUAUUUAAUAUUUAUGACAAUUGACUACGCGGAUUUUGCUAAUUUCAGCAUUCGCUAUAAUAUUAUACAUUUAAUAUUCGUGUAUCAUCAAAAGGAAAUAUUCAUUCGAAUCGUUCAGUAGUGGUAUCCUACUAAUGUAAUUGUAUUUUUUGAAAGUUCAUUUACUCAGUCACCGCAGGAAAAUGGUGGUUUACAAGGCAAUAAAAUGUAUGGCAGACGAUUGGGCCCUUACAAAUUGUGCAGUGGUUAAUGAUGAAGACUUUCGAAGUGAUACAAAAUACAUAGAGGUCCAACAUCAAACCAAACCAGAUCUUAAGUUUUGGUUCACAACGUUAUUUGUGAAAAAUCCUCCCCCGCGAGGAUGCAUAGCUUUUUCUGUAAAUCAACGAGAAUGGGCCCAACUAUCUAUCAAUCAGCCGAUCAGUAUUACUUCUUAUCCAGGCAAUACAGUAAUUGACUUUUUAUGCUCAGUUGAAGCUGAAAUUGACUAUUUUCAAAAGAAUAAGUCAAAAAGUGCUAAUGAACAGUUUGAUACUGACAUGAUGGCUAAAGAGUUUUUAGUAAACUUUACAAAUCAUGUUUUAUCUGUCAGUCAAACAUUAUUAUUUCAGUUACCAGAUAAACCAUUGAUGACAAUUAAGAUCAAAAGCAUUGAAGGAGUAAAUUCUCAAGAAAUUAAUUCUGGAGCCAAACCCCGGUCUAUUCAAUAUGGGAAAUGUUUGAGCAAUACAGCUGUACGAUUUGUUGUAGGUUCAAAUACUGCAUUAAUGUUGGUAGGAAAGUCAAAAUGUCAACAAGCACGUGUAUCAAUUAUAAAUCCAGAUUUUGACUUUAACAAAAUGGGAAUUGGUGGUUUGGAUACAGAGUUCAAUGCUAUUUUUAGAAGAGCAUUUGCAUCUAGAGUAUUUCCACAAGAGAUUAUUGAACAACUUGGGUGCAAACACGUCAAAGGUAUUUUGCUUUUUGGUCCACCUGGAACUGGUAAAACAUUGAUGGCUAGACAAAUUGGACAAAUGUUAAAUGCACGUGAACCCAAAAUUGUGAAUGGCCCUCAAAUUUUGGACAAAUAUGUUGGUGAAUCUGAAGCAAAUAUACGAAGGUUAUUCGCAGAUGCUGAAGAAGAAGAAAAGAAAGCUGGUUCGGCUAGUGGUUUACAUAUAAUCAUCUUUGAUGAAAUUGAUGCUAUUUGUAAAGCAAGAGGUUCUGUUGGUGGGAAUACUGGAGUACACGACACUGUGGUUAAUCAGUUAUUAGCUAAAAUUGAUGGGGUUGAGCAGUUAAAUAACAUCUUAGUUAUAGGCAUGACUAACAGAAGAGACAUGAUUGAUGAAGCAUUACUGAGACCUGGUCGACUUGAAGUACAAAUGGAAAUAAGUUUACCUGAUGAACACGGGCGUCUUCAAAUUUUGAAUAUCCACACAACACGUAUGAAAGAAUUCAAAAAAAUUGCUGAUGAUGUAGAUAUGAAGGAACUUUCAGUACGAACUAAAAACUUCAGUGGUGCCGAGUUGGAAGGUUUAGUUCGUGCUGCACAAUCAACAGCCAUGAAUCGUUUGAUAAAAGCCAACAAUAAGGUAGAAGUUGAUCCUGAUGCAUCUGAAAAACUUCAAGUGUGCAAGGAUGAUUUCUUACAUGCAUUGGAACAUGAUAUAAAACCUGCAUUUGGUGCUAGUGCUGAGGCUUUGGAACAUUUCUUAGCUCGUGGUAUUAUAACUUGGGGUCCAUCUGUCAGUGGAAUUUUAGAAGAUGGAACAUUGCUUACACAGCAAGCUCGUGUAGCUGAUACAUUUGGCCUUGUCUCUGUACUCAUUGAAGGACCGCCAAAUUCAGGAAAAACUGCUCUAGCUGCAAAGUUGGCAAAAGAUUCAGAUUUUCCCUUUGUCAAAGUGUGUUCACCAGAAGACAUGGUUGGAUUCACUGAAACAGCCAAAUGCUUACAAAUCAGAAAAAUCUUUGAUGAUGCAUACAGAUCUCAACUUAGUUGUAUUUUAGUUGAUAAUAUUGAACGUUUAUUAGACUAUGGGUCAAUUGGUCCAAGAUAUUCUAAUCUAACACUACAAGCUCUAUUGGUUCUGUUAAAAAAACAACCCCCUAAAGGUAAAAAACUUUUAGUAUUGUGUACUAGCAGUCGUAAACAAGUACUAGAAGAAAUGGAAAUGUUAUCUGCAUUUACUGCUGUACUUCAUGUCCCUAACCUCAGUCAACCUGAAGAACUUAUUACAGUUCUAGAACAAUUUGACUUAUUUACAAAACAAGAUAUCCAUAAGAUAUACAACCAAAUAUCUGGUCACAAUGUUUUUAUCGGUAUAAAAAAGCUAUUGGCUUUGAUUGAUAUGGCCCGUCAAACAGAUCCAAAAGUACGAGUGAUUAAAUUCUUAACAAAAAUGGAAGAAGAAGGUUGUCUAGAUUUAGGCACUAUGAUACGUUAGAUAUUAUAUAUUUUAUUGUUUUUAUUUUAAAAAUUAGUCAACUAUUCAGUAAACCAUUUUGAAAAAAUAAUUAUGAUAACAUUCCAAAAUUAGUUAAGAUUUAACAGAUAAGCUUUAUUAUUGUUUUAAUUUAAAAUAAAGUAUUAUUCCAAUUUGAUAUUUUUCUUUGCUUUUGUUUUAUUAAAAUAUUGUUCAAUCUAACCUAUAUAUUACAAUGUUUUCAAUUU
Messenger RNA from Rhopalosiphum maidis (corn leaf aphid), 2667 nucleotides. Its product is annotated as vesicle-fusing ATPase 1-like. Lineage: Eukaryota; Metazoa; Arthropoda; Insecta; Hemiptera; Aphididae. Gene Ontology annotation, biological process: Golgi to plasma membrane protein transport; intra-Golgi vesicle-mediated transport; SNARE complex disassembly. Gene Ontology annotation, molecular function: ATP binding; ATP hydrolysis activity. Bases 194 to 2440 code for a protein of 748 amino acids. The transcript has 12 exons. The record is from RefSeq and is a predicted model, not a curated record. Gene Ontology annotation, cellular component: Golgi stack.